Messenger RNA from Brassica oleracea var. oleracea, 667 nucleotides. Its product is annotated as universal stress protein A-like protein. The record is from RefSeq and is a predicted model, not a curated record. The coding region runs from base 1 to 558 and encodes 185 amino acids. The transcript has 4 exons. Lineage: Eukaryota; Viridiplantae; Streptophyta; Magnoliopsida; Brassicales; Brassicaceae.
AUGGAGACUUACGUUGAUGCGGUUGGUAUGGACACAGCAGCCACGACAACGACGGAGACGACGGCGAGCUCAAAGAACAAAAAGAAGUUAAAGGUAAUGGUUGCGAUAGAUGAAAGCAAGAAUAGCUUCUAUGCGUUGGAAUGGGCAGUGGAACAUCUCAAAGAUGUUAUGAGCGCCGAACCGGAAAUCGAUCAAGAAGGCGGUUUACUUACGUUGGUUCAUGUUAAUCCUUCUGGUGCAACCGCUUCGGCGACAGAUUCAGUUCCUGAAUUAAUGAAGAAAGCAGGAGUACAGAGCACCAAUUUGUUCACACCGGCCUUGGAGUUAUGUCGUGCCAAAAUGGUGAAGACUGAAACAAUGAUACUGGAAGGAGAUCCAAAGGAGAUGAUCUGCCAAGCGGUCGAGCAAGCCCAUGUGGAUCUUCUUGUCGUUGGUAGCCGUGGACUCGGCAUGAUCAAAAGGGCCUUUCUAGGGAGUGUGAGUGAUUACUGUGUCCAGCAUGCGCAAUGCCCAGUUCUCAUUGUGCGACCACCUAAAGAAACCUCGAGUAGCAAGUAAUACAUACCAAUGAACACACCAGCAAGUGAGGAAACCAUAUUGGUGACUAGUAACUUUUUCUUUUGUGGGAAUGUGACGACUAUUUUCUAUUUUAUCCCGUUUCUAAUAA